GAAAGCGGAAGUAAACAAAAAGCACGUAGCGGUCAAUUCAACUCUUGCUACAUUUGGAAUAGAUAGCUCAUUGUCGUAAUUUAAGUUUAUAUCGCAUGGUAUAUAAUAACAUUACUAGCCUGGUCUGUAUAUCAUUAUUUGAUACAACAAAUUCGUAUUUUUUAUUAUUUUGGUUUCUGGUUGCUAGCAUGUAGCGUUAGCCUUGCUAACAAGACCGACCUAAGCUAUUUCUUUAAGCUGGUUUUAGUCUUUUAAAUCUUUAUGGACAAACUGAAGCAUUGAAAGUAAACCGUCGGGAAGCCAGACAUUGCCUUGGAAAUAAAAAAUGAACGGUCAAGCUGAAGUAGAGGUGGAUUACAAGAGAAAAUACAAAAAUCUUAAACGCAAAUUGAAGUUUCUUGUAUAUGAGCAAGAAUGUUUUCAGGAGGAGCUAAGAAGAGCUCAAAGAAAAUUAUUAAAAGUUUCCAGAGAUAAAAGUUUUCUGUUGGACAGACUGUUGCAAUAUGAAAGAGUGGAUGAAGAAUCUUCUGACUCUGAAGCUACCGUGUCCUCUGAGAGUGAGGGAGAAGGAGCCAGAGAGAGAGACAGGGAAGCAGGAAAGAAGAAGAGGAGUCCAGGGGUUCCUCCGGUCCCCUCAUCACCGUCUUCUCAUCUCUCACUCCUGUCCCGCUCUGGAGCGGUUCCACUCCAGUCUUCUGCUCCUGCACAGUACCUGAAUACUUUACCUUUCCCUCCUGAGUAUUUGGCUCCCUCUGCUGAGCAAGUGAAGAAAGAGAGAAAAACUAAACUGGCCAAACACAAGAAAGACGGUUCGGGGAAGGUGGUCGGCCCACUGACAUCUAAUUACCCUGCAGGCAGUGGUGCAGCAGGGGGUGCGAGUGGGCCAUUCAGCUGGGUCCCACAGCAGAUGCUUAGUGAAGAUGCAGCUGAGGAGGAGGGGGAAAGUGAGGGAGACAGUGACAGAGAUGAGGAGAGAGGAGAGGGAGAUGAGGCAGAGCUGGUCAUCGACAUACCCAAUGAGUGAAGGUAAUAGAUGCACACGAGCGUGAGUGAGCAUUCAUCGGCAGGAAUGACAAAAUACUUCGGAUCAUUUUAAGGCUUGUUUUUUUACAGUCUUCCUAUUGCAUACAUUAUUAGAUAGUUAUAUUUGUCACAAGAUGUAAUAUGACACAUACUUAUUUGUCUUUAGAAUCAUCGAAAUAGUGUUUCUAGAAUCAUUCAGAUGUUUGAAUGUUGGUUAAAGGGAUAGUGCAUCUAAACAUUUUUUUUUCACUCACCCUCUUGUCAUUUCAAACAUGUAUUACUUUCUUUCUUCUGCAGUACACAAAAUAUAUUUUGAAGAAUGUUGACAGAGCAAUGGCUGUACCCUAUUGUAUGGACACGAAUCAAUGCAAGUUAAUGGGAACCCCCGUGGGUUGCCAACAUUCUUCAAAAUACCUUAUUUUGUGUUCUGCGGCCGACAGAAAGUGAAAUCCGUAAAUGAUGACAGAAUUCUCAUUUUUGGGUGAACUAUCCCUUAAAUGUUCAGAAUUUUAUGAUUCAUCACAAAACUGGAUCUGUGUUAUGCCGGUUGAGACUUUUUAAAAUUAUCCAAAGAAGGUCAUGUGUUCUGGUUGCUUUCCUUAAAAGACUGCUAAACUGCAAUGGAUUACCUGUUAGAGGAGACAAAAAUGUGCAGUAAAUAUAGAGUUGUCAGUCAGUAUUUAGAAAUGUGAAAGGUGAGUUAGUGAGCAGAAGAGUGAGUAAAAAACAGAGUGAGAGCCACACCUAUUUUACCCAAGAGGACAUGAACACUAGUCCAGACAAGUUGCUAUGGGAUCAUAGAACAUGCACACGCACCAAAACAACAGGCAUAUAUUAAAUAUAUUAUAUAAUGCAUGUCUGUAGUCCCUGCAAUUCUGUUUUCGGCCAUUAAUUGUGUUUUUUCUUUACACAGGUGCCAACGGACAACACAGUCACAAAUUUGUUAAUUUUUUUAAAUGCCAUAUUUAAUGAUGUUUGUUUGUCCAAGUAACUUCUAAUUAAUACGAUUAAAAAAAUCUAUUUCUCUUG
Messenger RNA from Triplophysa dalaica, 2052 nucleotides. RefSeq names its product INO80 complex subunit E (gene ino80e). Gene Ontology annotation, cellular component: nucleus; Ino80 complex. The transcript is spliced from 7 exons. The record is from RefSeq and is a predicted model, not a curated record. The coding region runs from base 326 to 1024 and encodes 232 amino acids. NCBI's taxonomy places the organism in Eukaryota, Metazoa, Chordata, Actinopteri, Cypriniformes, Nemacheilidae. Gene Ontology annotation, biological process: chromatin remodeling.